GAGAGAGAGAGAGAGACAGAGAGAGACAGAGAGACAGAGAGAGAGAGACAGAGAGAGAAUGGAGGAGCGUAGCGUUGAAGCAGGAGAGGGGGAGACUGUGAGCAACAAGCAAGUGGUCCUGAGAGACUACGUGAAUGGGUUUCCGAGAGAAGAUAACAUGGAAGUGAGAAGGAAGGAGAUGAAGCUCGGAGUUCCUCAAGGAUCGAACGCAGUGGUGGUGAAGAACCUCUACUUGUCCUGCGAUCCUUACAUGCGCCUCCUGAUGGCCAAACCUCCUCAACAGAUUGCUCCUUCAUACACUCCGGACUCUCCUAUAACUGGGUCCGGGGUGGCCAAAAUUGUGGACUCGGGCAACCCAGAAUUCAAAGUGGGCGACAUAGUUUAUGGCACGACAGGAUGGGAAGAGUACAGCCUCAUCACCAAUCCUCAAGGCCUCUUCAAAAUCCAGCACACAGAUGUGCCUCUCUCUUACUACACGGGCAUUCUUGGUAUGCCAGGACUGACCGCCUAUGCUGGCUUCUACGAGGUGUUCCCUAAGAAAGGAGAGUACGUCUUUGUAUCGGCGGCGUCCGGUGCAGUUGGACAGCUUGUGGGACAGUUCGCAAAGUUGAUGGGAUGUUAUGUUGUUGGUAGCGCUGGGAGCAAAGAGAAGGUUGAUUUGUUGAAGAGCAAGUUUGGUUUCGAUGACGCAUUCAACUACAAAGAGGAAUGCGAUCUCAAUGCAGCUUUGAAGAGAUAUUUUCCUCAAGGUAUUGAUAUCUAUUUUGAGAAUGUUGGAGGGAAAACACUCGAUGCGGUGCUCCUCAACAUGAGAGUUCGGGGCCGGAUAGCUGUGUGCGGUAUGAUAUCGCAGUACAACCUUGACCCGCCCGACGGCAUCACCAACUUGAUGCAGAUCGUUUAUGGCAGGGUCCGGAUUGAGGGAUUUUCGGUUUCAGAUUACGUCGACCAAUCCAAGUUCCUGGACUUUAUGCUGCCACACAUCAGGGAAGGGAAGAUAGUAUACGUCGAAGACAUUGCCGAGGUUGAGAGUGGACCAUUUGCACUGGUCGGACUCUUUAGCGGCUGCAAUGUUGGAAAGCAGGUAGUACUAGUAGCAAGAGAAUGAGGAAGAAAACUUUGUGUCUGAUCUACUCCACUGCAAUGAGAUUAGUGUGAGAUUUUAUAGUGUUA
Messenger RNA from Eucalyptus grandis, 1173 nucleotides. RefSeq names its product 2-alkenal reductase (NADP(+)-dependent). Lineage: Eukaryota; Viridiplantae; Streptophyta; Magnoliopsida; Myrtales; Myrtaceae. Gene Ontology annotation, molecular function: 2-alkenal reductase [NAD(P)H] activity. The record is from RefSeq and is a predicted model, not a curated record.